AUGGCUAGAGGGACAGCUGUGGUCUCUGCCACACUGGUUGUAAAUAUUUUGAACAUUACCCCUGAACCAGAGCAGCCUCGACCUUACCUUCCUCCCGGCCAGAGGCCAGACCAUGGCUUGCUGGCCGCCUGCAUCCUGAGGAUGGCCCAGCCAGAGGGCCAGGCCUUGGCAGGCCCCUCCGACAGGCAGAGACUGUUCCCAUCACAGGAGAAUGGAGCAGGCGAGACCUGCUUUGGGGUCCUUGGGGGCCCUGAGCCACUUCUUCGACUGCAGAGGACGUGGGGGGUGUGGCAGAUCCCAGAGCUGGGCGUCCAGGGUGCAGAAGCCCUUCUGAAGUCGUGGCCACCGGGGAGUUUCCUGGUCACAGGACAUGACCCCAGCCAGGUCCUGGUGUUGAGGACAGGACCUUCACCAGGGGAAGUCAACACCUACCAGAUCCAGAAGCUUCCUGGAGGCGUGUCUCUGGAAUCUUCUAAUCUCUGCAUGCCAGACCUGCCCCAGCUCCUGGCCUUCCUAUCAGCAAGCAGGGAUGUUUUACCCAGAAUGCUGCUCUUGCCCCCUCCCACUCCAGGGCCCAGGGAACAACACACAGUUCCUCUGCAGAUUGGCAGUGUCCAACUCAACACCUCAGGGAGCGUGCUGUCUGUGGUGAACAAGCUCUACCUGGAGACCCACGGAGGGCAGGGGGUAAAACAGGCUACCCCAGAGACACCUCCAGAGACUGCCAAGAAAAAUGAUCCAGCCCCCAGGAACCCCCGCCCUCAUCGGGUCUCUUGGGUGGAAGGCCCACUCAGUCCAGAAAUAAACCAUCCUGGGCCAGCUCUGGCCAGCCUAGGGGAGGAGGAGAAGGACGACGACAAAGAUGAAGAAGAAGGACCUGAGGAUGUGCUUACUAGUCACAUCCGGGUUCUAGCCAGGGCCCGGAGCAGCUACGUGGCCAGGCAGCUGCGAGGCUUUCAGGCACGCCUCAUCUCAAAUGCUGGGGGCCCCCACAGGCCUGGGGACCCCGCCAUCGAGCUGCUUCAGGAUGUGCGGCAUCUCCUUACUGACCUCCAGGACCACUUAGCAAAGGACCCCCAUGUCAGGACUGUCUUUGGGAGCAGAGGGCCUGGGGUCCCCCAGAAGGACAAGGAUCUUGGCCCCGCGGUGGAGGCGGCCUUGUGCCGGGCGGUGCUGGCGCCGCUGAAGUCGGCCCUGUGGACACAACUCCGCACGCUCCGCGCCCCGGAGCUGCGGCGGCUGCGGAGGCGACAGAUAGCCCUGCGGCUGGGGGCGGGGCCUCCUGGAGCCCAGGGGGAGGGGCCUGAGGGACAGGGCCCCGCCCCCACCCUGCGGAGCCGCAUCCACUCGCGCCUGGGGCACCUCCACGCAGCCUGCGCCCCACGCCGCAAGGUGGCGUUGCUGCUGGCGGUGUGCAGCGACAUCUACGAGGGCCUGGCUUCGGGCGAGAACAAAGAGCCCCAGGGCGCCGACGCCUUCCUCCCGGCGCUGACCGAGGAGCUCAUCUGGAGUCCGGACAUUGGGGAGACACAGCUGGAUGUGGAGUUUCUUAUGGAGCUCUUGGAUCCUGAAGAGCUACUGGGAGAAGUUGGGUACUACCUGACCACGUGGUUCGGGGCGCUGCACCACAUUGCUCACUACCAGCCCGAGGGGGGACGCUCGCCCCAGGGGCUCAGUUCCGAGGCCAGUGCCUCCCUGCGCCAGUGGCACCGCAGGCGAACGCUGCAAAGACAGGGCCACUCCAGAGCCCAGGCUGCCCUGCCCUUUGAGGAACCCUGGGGAAUAGAGACUGUGCCAAGAGACCAAAGAUGAAUAGGGGGUCUCAAACCUUUCUGCUCUGCAAGCAAGAUGCAGAGGCACCUGUUGUUUAGGGGCAGCAAGGAGGAGGCGGUUCCAGGAAAUGGGAACAGCCUACCUCUGGGCCUUUGCAUCGGCUGUUCCUACUUCCUGGAAUGCCCUUCCCUACACUAUUCUUCCCCUCUCUACCUUCAGACUUUGGGGCAGAUUUCACAGUCUCACUGAGGCUCUCUCAGACACGAAUGUCUAAAACUGCAACUCCUCUCCCUUGACCCUCCCUGCGGAAGGCAGAAAAUGCCCCCCCCCCCAUCGGUGUCCUCUUCCUAAUGCCCAGAAUCCGUGACUGUUACCUUACAUGGUAAAAGAGACUUUACAGAUGUGAUUAAGUUAAGGAUCUUAAGAUAAGGAAGGUACCCUGGAUUCUGGUGGGCCCAGGGUAACCACAGGGUCCUUGUAAGAGGGAGGCAGGAGGGUCAGUCAGAGGAAGAGACGUGGUGGUGGAAAUAGAGGUCGGAGUGAGGGUCGGCAACCAAAGAAUGCAGGCACCCUCUAGAAGCUGAAAGUGACAAGGAUUGGAUUUCCCCCGGGACCUCCAGCAGAACCUCAGCCUUUGAUUUUAAGCCCCUCAGAACUGUUUUGGAUUUCUGGCCUUCAGAACUGCAAGAUAAUAAACUGGUGUGUUUUGGGUAA
Messenger RNA from Molossus molossus (Pallas's mastiff bat), 2487 nucleotides. RefSeq names its product Ras and Rab interactor like (gene RINL). Gene Ontology annotation, biological process: vesicle-mediated transport. The record is from RefSeq and is a predicted model, not a curated record. Gene Ontology annotation, molecular function: small GTPase binding; guanyl-nucleotide exchange factor activity. Lineage: Eukaryota; Metazoa; Chordata; Mammalia; Chiroptera; Molossidae. Gene Ontology annotation, cellular component: endocytic vesicle; cytosol.